UAUUUGCAUCUAAUUAAUGAGUAAUGCUAUAAUAAGUGAGCAAAGAUUGAAAAAUAUUUCAUAUUGAAGAAAAUUAAAACGACAUAUUAUAACAUUAUAAAUAAAAUAAGAAUUAUGCCCCUAUGUCUCGUCCGGAUGGAGAAACUACGUAGUCGUGCCCUUGCACGGGCCUUGGCAACAGAAUUCAAAAAACCCGCCAUUCAGAAGUAAACGUCGUUCUGUGCGGUGGCGCCCGUAGCCGUGGCGCCCGUAUUUCCGUGCGCUGCGCGCGCCCUCGUUCUUUAUUGUGUUCUGUUCGUUAGCCUUGGUAACAUGUUGGUUAAUUUUAUCAGUUUCUUUCAGUUAAUUUGUGCCAAUUCUCUUUUUCAGCCAUGCCUAGGCAUAAAAAAUCUAAAGAAUUCCUCCUCGAGACACUCGAGAAAGCAAAGGCGCGCGCAUACGCAUAGUUCAAGAUUACUCGGGGGACAGGCGAUCGCGGGACCGUUCACGCAGUUGAUCAUGGAAUGCACGUCCAUCUUGUAUUUCUCGGACGCCGAGGAUCUGUGUUCUUGACGUUCCCUCGUGGAAAUUCUCGAUCGAAUGCAACUGUCCGCAGGAGCCCCUCAAAUAUUCAUCAGGGAGGUUCUGGUACUACUUCCUUACUUACGCCACAGGUUCUAAACCAGAUUGUAGAAGAGCAGCCGGUCGCACAAGCGACCGGGCAGUUGUCCCACCAGGUAUGUCCUCUUGUCGACCCAGCAAUAUAUGAUAAAUCCUGGCAAAGAGAGGACAUAACCGAUUGUCUCUUCUAUCUGGCUACUCCGGUUUUUUCGAAAGUCGAUAAGAUCGAGCCUCUGGCUCCUGGCACUGUGGUUUACGCUGACACUCUUGUCAAAGAGAUCACUCGGAGGACAGGCGAUCGCGGAACCGUUCACGCAGUAGAUCGUGCACGUCCAUCUUAUAUUCUCGGACGCCAGAGGAUCUGUGUUCUGGAUGUUCCCUCGUGGAAAUUCUCGAUCGAAUGCGUGAGUUUAUCACCUCCAGAAAAAUCGGGCAUAACCUCCAUUCUAAGGAGUGCUCAGGAGGUUAUGUAAUCUUCAGAACCGUCCGCAGGAGCCCCUCAAGUAUUUCUUCACUUCUUUAUAUUACGUUCGAAUAGCUUUCGAAACAAAAUUCAAGAGGUGUGCGAAACUCUCGACGAUUUUCUCGAUAUACUUAUCCAUUUAUAAACGACGUAUAUUUAAAUAAAUUUUGAAAGCUGAGCGACGAGAAAUAAUUAUGCAGCAGUAAUUGCAAUUUUAACACAUUAUUUUUAGUUUGGAGAUCAAUUGCAAGAUUGCACCAUGACAGAGUGUGAAAAAUAUCUUUAAUAAAAUUUGUAUAUAAUCUGAAGCUAUAUACAUCCAAUGAUUUUAUUUAUAUCUCUUCCAAGGCGAUACGAAAAUCUAAUCGUCAACGUAACCUUUAGUCGUUGACGUAUAACAUUUAAUAUCGAUUAACCUUUGCAACCUAUUCACAGUUUGCGCUAUUUUCC
Molecule: messenger RNA, 1513 nt
Organism: Harpegnathos saltator (Jerdon's jumping ant)
Lineage: Eukaryota; Metazoa; Arthropoda; Insecta; Hymenoptera; Formicidae
Exons: 2
Coding region: 504-1073 (189 amino acids)
Source: RefSeq, a predicted model, not a curated record